UUGAAAAGACAAUUCUUCUGUUCCCGAUGUCCCGUUUCUUCUUCUUUCACGCAGCAGUCCCUCCUUUCUUUUACUAGUCUCCUCCGGAAAGAAGUACAUCUUCGCUGCGUCAACUUCAUCGCGGCUUUACCUUAGAGACAGUCAUUCAUCAACGCCACCAUGUCAGCUGGAAAGGCUCAAAUUGGCAAACCUGCACCUGAGUUUCAGGCCACAGCUGUGGUAGAUGGACAAUUUAAGGAGGUCAAACUGUCAGACUAUAAAGGAAAGUACGUGGUCUUCUUCUUCUAUCCCCUGGACUUCACCUUCGUGUGUCCAACUGAAAUUGUAGCUUUCAGUGACAGGGUUGAGGAAUUCCGCAAAAUUGGCUGUGAAGUCAUUGGCUGCUCCAUCGACUCUCACUUCAGUCACUUGGCAUGGAUUAACACACCAAGAAAGCUGGGUGGUCUGGGUAAUAUGAACAUUCCACUGGUGGCUGAUCUCACCAAGUCUAUCUCCACAGACUAUGGUGUGUUGAAGGAGGAUGAUGGCAUUGCAUACAGGGGCCUGUUUGUGAUCGAUGAGAAGGGCAUCUUGAGGCAGAUUACCAUCAACGACCUCCCUGUGGGUCGUUCUGUGGAUGAGACUCUGCGCCUGGUCCAGGCCUUCCAGUUCACUGACAAACAUGGAGAAGUGUGUCCUGCUGGCUGGAAACCUGGAAGUGACACCAUGGUCCCUGAUGUGGAGAAGAGCAAAGAGUACUUCUCCAAACACUAAACAUGAUGUUCCUCUAACAGACCUGUAAAGCACUUGUAUUCAGAUGAUGAGUCUAAUAAUCUAAACAUCAGAACUUGUUAGGUGGGGAAAACAUGUUUGUUGAAUUCUGCAGUCUUUAAGUUGACCUCAUAGUCUAAAGCACUGAAAGAAUAUUUUUCCUUUUUGUUUGAAAAGUCCAGAAAAUGUCCUUUGAAAUGUUGCAGCAAUUCCUGUUGCUACCUUUGAAAUAAAGCCUGGAAAACAAAAAA
Molecule: messenger RNA, 1001 nt
Organism: Cynoglossus semilaevis (tongue sole)
Lineage: Eukaryota; Metazoa; Chordata; Actinopteri; Pleuronectiformes; Cynoglossidae
Gene: prdx2
Product: peroxiredoxin 2
Exons: 6
Coding region: 160-753 (197 amino acids)
Biological process (GO): leukocyte activation; response to oxidative stress; cellular response to stress
Cellular component (GO): cytosol
Molecular function (GO): thioredoxin peroxidase activity
Source: RefSeq, a predicted model, not a curated record